Messenger RNA from Medicago truncatula (barrel medic), 3702 nucleotides. RefSeq names its product receptor-like protein EIX1. The transcript has a single exon. The record is from RefSeq and is a predicted model, not a curated record. Bases 1 to 3702 code for a protein of 1233 amino acids. NCBI's taxonomy places the organism in Eukaryota, Viridiplantae, Streptophyta, Magnoliopsida, Fabales, Fabaceae. Gene Ontology annotation, molecular function: protein binding.
AUGCCAAUGAUGAAUCCAUCUUGUUUGAAAUUGAUACAAACAAUAUUUCUCAUGUGUUUGGCGUUGCAAGCAGACCUUGUUUGUUCAAAAGAGGUUGUUAGGUGCAUACAAAGUGAGAGACAGGCACUCCUUAAAUUCAAGGCUGGCCUUAUUGAUGUGAAUGGCAUGUUGUCAUCUUGGACAACGGCAGAUUGCUGCCAAUGGUAUGGAAUUCGUUGCAGCAACCUCACUGGCCAUGUACUUAUGCUCGAUCUUCAUGGUGAUUAUAACAAGAAUGAAGAUCAAUUUUAUAUCGGAGGUGAUGUCGACAAGUCAGUGAUGGAGUUGAAGCAAUUAAAGUAUUUGAACUUCAGUGGGAAUUAUUUUAAAGGCAGUAAUAGUUUAGGUUUUUUUGGUUCUCUAAGAAACAUAAGAUACCUUGACCUUUCACGUUGUCGCUUUGGUGGAAAAAUUUCAAUUCAAUUUGAGUCUCUUCCGCAUUUGAAAUAUUUGAGUCUUUCCUCGAAUGAUCUCGAUGGUUUGAUUCCUCAUCAACUUGGAAAUCUCUCCAAUGUUCGAUUUAUUGAUCUAAGCAACAAUCAUUUAGAAGGAAGCAUUCCAUCUAAACUCGGAAAUCUCUCCAACUUGCAAUUUCUUGAUCUCAGCUACAAUCGUUUGGAAGGAAGCAUACCAUCCCAACUUGAAAAUCUCUCCAACUUGAAAUUUCUUCAUCUCAAAAACAAUGAUUUGGAAGGAAGGAUUCCAUCCCAACUUGGAAAUCUCUCCAACUUGCAAUUUCUUGAUCUCUUUGGAAAUUCUUUAAAAGGAAAAAUACCAUAUCAACUUGGAAAGCUUACAAACCUACAAGAUCUUUAUCUUGGAGGAGGAUAUGGUGAUAGUACUCUGAUAAUUGACAACGAGGAUCACAGUGGAGGUAAGUGGUUGUUGAAUCUAACUUCUUUAACCCAUCUUCAGAUGUUGUCAAUAUCUAAUCUUGAUAGAUUUAAUAGUUGGUUGCAAUUGGUUGGUAAGCUACCAAAACUGAAAGAACUAAGUUUAGAAAGUUGUGGUCUUUCUGAUCAUAUUACUCUUUCAUCGAGUCCUUUAAAUCUUAACUUUUCCAGUUCUCUCUCUAUCCUUGACCUCUCUCGGAACAACUUUGUGUCAUUCAGUAUUUUUGAGUGGGUGUCGAAAAUUAGUCCCAAUCUUACUCAUCUUGACCUUAGGGGUAAUCAGUUGGUUAAUCCCACACCAAAAUAUUUUGCCACGAAAAUGAUUAGCAGGCUUCCAAAUUUGAGAGAACUAAUAUUAUAUGAUAACAUGUUCACAUCAUUCAUGGUAUUCCAGUGGCUUUCAAACAUAAGUUCCAAUCUUGUUAAGCUUGACCUUUCCAACAACCUCUUGGAGGAUUCUCCAUCAUAUGACUAUGACAUAGUUAUGAGGUCUCUUGAGGAACUUGACCUAUCACAAAAUAGUUUGAAGGGUGGGAUGUUUAAAUCCAUCAGAAAUAUAUGCACCUUACGUUCUUUAGAUCUGAAUUUAAACAAUUUCACCCAAGGCCUUCAAUCAAUUAUUCAUGAUUUGUCUAGUGGUUGUGUUAGAAACUCACUUCAAUGGUUAAAUCUUUAUUCUAGUAAAAUCACUGGAACUGUACCUGAUCUUUCUAUGUUCACAUCAUUAAAAUUUUUGGAUCUUUCUAAUAAUCUACUGAGUGGAAAGAUUCCUGAAGGUAGUAGCUUGCCAUGUCAAAUGGAAGAUUUUUCCAUUGCAGCAAACUCUUUAGAUGGAAGAAUUCCAAAAUCGUUUUGGAUGAAUGCAUGUAAGUUGAAGUCAUUGGAUCUUACAAGCAAUAGUUUCAGUGAUGAGCUUCAAGUAAUAAUCCAUCAUUUAUCUAGAUGUGCUAGAUACUCACUCCAACAAUUAUAUUUGAGAUUUAAUCAAAUCAAUGGAACACUACCUGAUCUCUCAAUAUUCUCAUUCUUGGAAAUAUUUGAUAUUUCUAAAAAUAAGCUAAACGGGGAGAUACAUGAAGAUAUUCGGUUUCCAACUAAACUAAGGACACUACGGAUGGAUUCAAACUCUUUACAUGGUGUGAUCUCUGAAUUCCAUUUUUCUGGUAUGUCAAUGUUAAAGGAAUUAGACUUGUCUGACAAUUCACUAGUAUUGAGAUUUACCGAAAACUGGGUCCCGCCUUUUCAGUUGCAAACUAUAGGAUUGGGAUCUUGCAAACUUGGUCUUACAUUUCCAAAAUGGAUUCAGACACAAAAUCACUUUCAGGAUAUUGAUAUUUCUAAUUCUGGAAUUUCAGAUAAUGUUCCCGAGUGGUUUUGGGCUAAACUAUCAUCACAAGAGUGCAAGACAAUCAACAUUUCAUACAACAAUCUCAAAGGAUUAAUUCCGAAUCUUCAUGUAAAAAAUCAUUGUUCUUUUUUAUCUCUUGCAUCAAAUCAAUUUGAAGGCUCCAUUCCACCAUUUCUCAGAGGUUCUGUAUCUAUUGAUUUGUCCAAAAACAAAUUCUCUAACUCUAUUCAAUUUUUAUGUGAAAAUGGUAUAGAUGAAGCGUUAGGCCAGUUUGACCUUUCAAAUAAUCAAUUAUCUGGAAGAAUUCCAGAUUGUUGGAGAAAUUUCAAAUCAUUAGCUUAUGUAGAUUUGAGCCACAACAAUUUUUCAGGGAAAAUUCCUUCUUCAAUGGGAUCACUCGUAGAACUGCAAGCAUUAAUGUUGAGGAACAACAGUUUAAUGGAGGAUAUCCCUUUCUCCUUAAUGAACUGCACAAAGUUAGUAAUGCUGGAUUUGAGAGAAAAUGGAUUAGAAGGACUGAUCCCUUAUUGGAUUGGAAGUGAAUUAAAAGAGUUGCAAGUUUUAAGCUUACAAAGGAAUCACUUCUUUGGAAGUUUCCCCCUCGAACUUUGCUACCUACAAAACAUCCAACUCUUUGAUGUAUCAUUGAACAAUCUAUCUGGAGGGAUUCCCAAAUGCAUUCAAAAUUUCACUUCAAUGAGUGUUAAAGGUUCAUCACAAGGUUUUGCCAAUCAUCGGUAUGUUACCAACAAAGGAUUUACAGAAAUGGAUAUUCCAUAUGAAUUGAAUGCACUCUUAACAUGGAAAGGUGUAGAACAAGUGUUCAACAACAAUCAAUUGUUUCUUCUAAAAAGUGUAGAUCUCUCGAGCAAUCACUUUUCACAAGAGAUUCCACCUGAAAUAGCUAAUUUGAUUCAAUUGGUCUCAUUGAACUUAUCAAGAAAUAACUUCACAGGGAAAAUUCCUUCAAGAAUUGGAAAGCUAACAUCACUUGACUUUCUUGAUUUGUCUAGAAAUAAGUUGAUUGGUUCAAUUCCUUCUAGUCUUUCUCAAAUAGACCGGCUUGGUGUGUUAGAUUUGUCACAUAACCAAUUAUCUGGAGAGAUUCCAAAGAGUACACAACUACAAAGUUUCAAUGCCUCAAAUUACGAAGAUAAUCUUGAUCUUUGUGGACCACCACUUGUAAACUUGUGCGUCAAAGGGGAGCCACCACAUGAACCAAAUGGAAAAAUUCAAGACGAUGAAGAUUUGCUUCUCAAUCGUGGAUUUUACAUAAGCCUGACAUUUGGAUUUAUUAUAGGCUUUUGGGGAGUAUUUGGUUCAAUCCUAAUCAAGCGUUCUUGGCGACAUGCUUAUUUCAAGUUCUUGAACAAUUUAGUGGAUGAUAUUUACGUGAAAUGCAGAUGGUGGCUCAAAGAUUAA